AACUCGGCAAACUCCGAACCGAAUCCGAACACUGAAUGACGGUGUACUGGUGACUGGUGUAUAACUAUACAUUUUACGUAGUUUUACGUUCAUGCAAAUCGCGGAUAAAGCAGACGUGCCGCUCCCUUCACCCAGUAAAAUUUUUACCACUGAAACCUAUACCUAGACUGUACCAAAAUUGUCAACACACCAUAAAAAAAAUUCAAUAAAAAUUAGAAGCGACUUUCACCGGAAACAUUAAUAACCUGAUUAAACGAAUCAAGGGUUGUGGAAUCAUCCCGCAUAUCAGUGAUUGAUCUCACAAUGCAUCCGUGUGCAUGGUCAGUAUCAGAUAUAUCUGUGUGAUGUACCGAGUGGCUGAGUUAAGUGACAAAGCAGAAGCGUCGGCUCCCACUCGAAACUAUUAUCCCAUUCGAGAUUACAUUGGACCGGGAACUAGCCACUUGAUUUAGUUGCCGCAGGGACACCAAAGCGGUAAAUACGGAGUCGCAAAUCCUGCUUCGCAUCAUUUAUCGCCAGGAUUUCGAUUUAAAAAUGGUGCAGCAAGAUUUGACUUAGAUCGAACAGGACUUACAAAUGGGUGAUAGUCCAGCGAUGGCUCAGGGAUGCUCAUUGGUGUGAGUUCCGAGCGAGCUAAGAACUUUGAGUGAGUCCGGUGCAGUGUUGUGUAGUGUCUAGUCAUAGUGCAAGUGUGUGAGUGUUGUCCGACCCGGAAUGCCCUCCGCCAUGUUGUCCGCCGUGCUCGAAGAGGAGCCGGAUCUGUAUGAGGCAUUCCCCCCACAUGUUGACCCAACUGGUAUUACAAUCCUGACUGAUAGCCCUCCAGGCAAGAAGGCGCCUCUCAAGACCUAUGAGGAGGUGCAGCCGCUCCUCCAGCAGGGCCGCAAGCGCGAUCUCAAGCUCGUCAUCCGCGAAAAUUCGUGGCCCAUCAACAGCCCCGUGCGUGCCGCGCUCUGGCCCGCGCUCUGCCGCCAGCACCAGCAUGGCAAGUCAAUGCUCGACGGCUUCUACUGGGACAUGGUCACGCAGGUGUUCGGUACAGUGGAACUGCCGGACAAGCCGAUCAUGCUGCCACCGUUCGUGGAGGCGACGCACUGCCUCGGUUACCACCUGACGCGCAAGGGGCGCGCGGUUGCUGAUCGUGUCGUCUCCGUACUGGGCUACGCAUGCCCCGACAUCACCUACAGUCCUAGUCUGUACCCCAUCACUGCGGCACUGCUGCAUUUCAUGCCUGAAGAGGAAUGCUACCAUUGCAUGGCGAGCCUGGUGGCGUCCAAGGAGAAGAUGUUCAUCACACAGACCAAACUGCACAACGAGGUCACCUGGAAGACGGUCAUGCAGAUCGCCAAGAAACAUGCCAAGUCAGCCGCGCAGCAGCUGUCGCGACUGUCGGGCGCCAUAGGGCCAGAGCGUAUCUACGCCGACUGGCAGUGGUGGAUUCUCGCCGCGCUGCCCUUCCCGCACCUCGUGCGCGUCCUCGACUGCUUCUUUAAUGAGGGCAUUAAGGUGUUCUACAGGGUAGCGCUGGCUAUCUUGAUCCUGUUUCACAAGCACUGCGCCAACACGAGCUCGGAGUGGUACGCGGAGGCCAGCAAGAGCGGCGUCGACCACGCCAUCGACAAGUUCUGCCGUAACAUGCCCGCCUCACCCACCAAGCUGCUCCGCACCGCAUUCAGCAUACGGGCAUUGAGUUCACAGUACAUAUCACGGGUAUUCAUAAAGACGGAGAUGACGUUGAAGUCCAAGCAAGUGAUAACUGGCUCGCGGCUGGUGCGGUCGCGCUCUUCCGACAAUCUGCCCACCAGCCAGUCGCAGGUCAACAUACAGAUGAUGUCCCAUACCCUCACCAUACGAGAGAGAAUGUCUGAGGAAACGUGCAAACAAAUGGGCUCCCACUCGCCGGGCCCGCGCGCCCUUUCGAUGGGCGUUUACCCAAUACAAACGAUCAAGUCGCAGAUUCUAGACCUGAGCGAAUUGUUCACUCUAUGGUCGUGGCUGCCGGUGAGGAUCACGAUGUACCAGCCGGUACUGCUGUACACUACGGAAGAGCACGGCUGCUCGCUGACCACCUUUUACGUUCGUGUUGAACAUCACGAACCUACGUUGCUAAUGAUAAAGACGUGCAAUAACGAAGUGUUUGGUGCGUAUUGUUCUACGCGAUGGUUCGAACGCAACCAGAAGGACGAGCGCGGCAACAGACAGGCGUACUUCGGUACAGGAGAGACAUUCCUCUUCAGCCUUUACCCGGAGCGCGCCAAGUACCCGUGGGUGGGGUGCUCGGCCAAUGCGGUGGGCGCGGGCGCGGAGGGCAAGGGAGAGGAGCACCGCGUCGCCCACGGCUCUGAGCUCUUCAUGGCCGCGGACUCCAAGAUGAUCACCAUCGGCGGCGGUGACGGGCAAGCGAUCUGGAUGGACGAGAACAUUAGGUUCGGCAAAACUGACCGCUGCUCCACAUUCAACAACCCGCCGCUCUGCCCCAGCGGGGACUUCGAGAUACGAGUCCUCGAGGUGUACGGCUUCUCCGGAGCUUAACUCAGCAACAACCCCACCACGGAGAGCAAUCUCGUAUAACUGUACUCUUCUUGUUCCCCAUUCACGUCUCAUCCUGAGGAGUAGCCUCUCACUCGAUUCUAUUCGAUUAUCCACAAUGUCGGACGAUUAAUAAAUGAUUAAUCGAUGUGCUACAUAAAAGAUUACUCGUUUUUUGCUGAAUAAUCGAUAUUUGUUAGUCGGAUUGAGUUUCGCCUAAUUUGUUGUACUGUAUGUCAGUAAAGGUAUAUACCAUUCUGUUAUUUGCAAUAACUUUACCCGCGAACUUGUGUUCAGUUUUUAUUGACUGAAUUUUGUUGUCGUUUUAAAAUAUUUGCAAUUUUUAGGUGGUCAAGGUUUCAUACAAAUUUUCUUGGAUCUCUCGAUUUAUUUAAUCGUAAUAAAUCUUCGCAAUCGUGAUGUUUUAUUUUGAAAUAUAAUUAUUUUAUUAUCUUUUACAAUUGUAUUUUAACAUUUGUACUAAUAUUUCAGUAAAAUAAUAAUCCGAUGUAUUGACCUUAGCCGUGCUAAAAAAAAACUCUCUUAACUUGUCAUUGUGUGACCCCGUAGCCAUUAUCUGUCAACACAGUCCGUUCAAGACAACGAAAACGGGGACUUAGGUUGUUUCUAAAUAUAUUUAUAUAUUUAAUCGUGUUUAGUGUUUCGUGUAAGUACAAAAUAGAUGUCGUGCCUACUCGAAGUUAUUACGCUUAAAAUAAAAGCAAUAUAUAUAUGUCCGUGCGGACUUGUACGGUAUAUCGAUGUGAACAUUCCAGUGAUCGCCUUAUGGUCUAUACGAUCGACCAUAAUGAAAUAAUCAAUGGGAUUCAUUAAAAAAUUAACCUUAAUACGUUAGGCGUAACGUUGAAAAUUUGUUGGCAACGAUAGUAUUCCGUGUUAUUGAGCAUCAUUGUCGCUUUAAGGCUUGUCGUUUAUAUUACAUUCGUACAGAUUAUAUUCGAUUGUCUUUGCUCACAAAUUAUGUACCAAAGAUGUUAUUAGUAAGGGGCUUAGUCUUGUUUCAAAUGUUCCAUAGACAUUUUCUAAUUUUUUUUUCCAAAUUGCACGUAUUUAACAAACACGUACAUUAAAUCUGUACAGGUGAUGUAAUAAAGAGGCUUUAUUUUUAACUCAAACAAAUAAUGCAUCCAAAGAUGUAAUUAAACAAUUUUUUAAUAAAUUUUGUUUAAUAAGAAAAGAGACAGGUUAAAAAUAAAUGUCUAUGGUAACAUUUCAAAUGGUCGUUUACGUGGGGAUACUAAGAAAUCAAGUAUUGCCACAUCAUAAAUUUAAAAUUUCCUGCGAUAUCAGAUAAAAUGGCUUAAAUUUAAUAAAAAAAAAUUUCUUAUAAGCCUAUAAAUGUAGCGUUGGGUGUUGCCAUACCACGCGUCGCAUAGUAUUAUUUACACAUAUUUGGACGAUAAUGUGCCAAAAAUGGACAAUUUCAAUAAAAAUAUACAAAUUGGAUGGAUUUUGGCUAUCGUAAAGUAUUGUUGAAAUUUCGCUUUUAAUAUUUAUACGAAUAAGUAUUUACACAUUUCUCUCGUAUAUUUCACUUUUAUGACGAAACUUGAAGUGGAUAAUUAUUAAAAAUUUAAAGUAAAAUUAUGCUCUAACGUUAAGAUUUGAUGAUAUAAAAAGCAAUGCAAUAUAUUAAAGUGUUUAAUGUCACAAGUUAUAAAAGAUACAUAUCCCUACCAGUACAAAUGGGGGUUCACUACGCGUUCAUAUCAUUCGCGGGCUUGUUCUGUCUACGCUUCUUUUUUGUAAAUAUUAUUUCUCCUUAUCCUUUUACUUUGCACAUUGCACUGUCUUA
Papilio machaon (common yellow swallowtail) is the source of this 4345-nucleotide messenger RNA. It is a transcript of the gene sky, whose product is annotated as GTPase-activating protein skywalker. Lineage: Eukaryota; Metazoa; Arthropoda; Insecta; Lepidoptera; Papilionidae. The transcript is spliced from 14 exons. Bases 715 to 2532 code for a protein of 605 amino acids. The record is from RefSeq and is a predicted model, not a curated record.